This is a messenger RNA of Stegastes partitus (bicolor damselfish), 1133 nucleotides long. It is a transcript of the gene ccdc124, whose product is annotated as coiled-coil domain containing 124. Gene Ontology annotation, biological process: transcription by RNA polymerase II. The record is from RefSeq and is a predicted model, not a curated record. Gene Ontology annotation, molecular function: transcription coactivator activity. NCBI's taxonomy places the organism in Eukaryota, Metazoa, Chordata, Actinopteri, Pomacentridae. Gene Ontology annotation, cellular component: nucleus. The transcript has 5 exons. Bases 105 to 773 code for a protein of 222 amino acids.
UGGUUACGGAGAGGAGGUGGCAGAUGCCUCUUCGAAACAGCAGUGGACUGUCGUCUACCAGGGGCCUGGUUUUUCUCUCAUACUGCUAAAAAGCAGCUGUUGGGAUGCCAAAGAAGUUCCAGGGUGAGAACUCCAAGGCGGCCACAGCCAGAGCCCGCAAGGCUGAGGCCAAGGCAGUGGCAGACGCCCGCAAGAAGCAGGAGGAAGAGGAUGCCCUCUGGCAGGAAACUGACAAACAUGUACUCAAAAAAGAGCAGAGAAAGGAUGACAAGGAGAAACGGAGGAUGGAACUCCUCGAGAGGAAAAAGGAAAACCAGCGACUUCUGGAUGAGGAGAAUUCCAGGCUGAAAGGCAGAGCCCAGAGGGAAGCUGCAGCUGGUGGAAAAGUGACGCGUGCCCAGAUCGAGGAGACGCUUCUGAAUGAGCAGCAGCAGCAGCAGCAGCAGGGGCUCAACCCGAAAGAAAAGAGCCACCUGGAGACUCCGCUGGAGGAGAACGUGAACAGAGUUAUCCCUGAGGAAGGAACCGUGGAAGCCAGAACAAUAGAAGAUGCUAUUGCUGUGCUCAGCACGGGACCCGAGGACCUGGACCGCCACCCAGAGCGGAGGAUGAAAGCGGCAUUUGUUGCCUAUGAAGAGGUGAACAUGCCUCGUCUAAAAAUGGAGAACCCCAACAUGAGGCUGUCUCAGCUGAAGCAGCAGCUGAAGAAGGAGUGGGCUAAGGCGCCAGAGAACCCCCUGAACCAGCGCUUUGCCACCUACAACUCAAAGUGAACGCACUCUUUCGCCCGUAACUCCACUUGAAACUGUCUGCCUAUGCACAUUGGAGACUUCCAUUGGAAAAUUUAAUAGUUUCAUUGAAAAGACGAGUCUUGCUGACGAGAGCUUCACCACCACCUGCCCAGAAACAAUCUCUCCAGUGCCAGAGGACUCAUUCACUAGCGAGGAGAAGCUCGUUUCCACCUAUCAGAGUAACAGCUGAUCAUCACGUUUGUGCACAUGGCCUCUAAUUAGGCAUCUCAGCUUCUAAUACAUUUACUUACAUCUUUUUUUUUUUUUUUUUAGCACUUCGGGCUAGGUGGGAAGCCAGAUGUUUAGAGAGUAACUUAUUAAAGUUCACUGCUCGAUCAUCAA